Molecule: messenger RNA, 4425 nt
Organism: Frankliniella occidentalis (western flower thrips)
Lineage: Eukaryota; Metazoa; Arthropoda; Insecta; Thysanoptera; Thripidae
Gene: Polr3A
Product: DNA-directed RNA polymerase III subunit RPC1
Exons: 23
Coding region: 134-4351 (1405 amino acids)
Biological process (GO): DNA-templated transcription
Molecular function (GO): DNA binding; DNA-directed RNA polymerase activity
Source: RefSeq, a predicted model, not a curated record
CGUAAAGAUUUUCAUUCAGUCAACCCAGACCGGUUGUGAACAUCGCCGAAAAAAGUCGAAAAUGAGUUUAAAUUUACCGUGUGCAAUGUUUCUAUGAGUGUCCACUGAAAACAACUUUCCUAUUUAUUCUACAAUGGUUAAGGAACAGUAUCGCGAGACCGACGUUGCUCGGAAAAUCUCCCAUGUAUCUUUUGGUGUCGACAGUCAACAGCGGAUGCAGCAACAAGCUCAUCUGCAUGUUGUUGUCAAAGAUCUGUAUGAUGACCAGGGAGGAGCGCAACGAAGACCACAUGCAUAUGGUGUUCUUGAUCGACAUAUGGGUACCAACCAAAAAGAUGCAACAUGUGCCACAUGUGGUAAAGGUCUCAGUGAUUGCAUUGGUCAUUUUGGAUACAUCAAUCUGAAGUUACCUGUGUUUCAUGUUGGAUAUUUUAGAUCUGUCAUCACAGUCCUGCAAUCCAUUUGCAAGACGUGUUCUAGGGUGUUGCUUGGUGAAAAAGAGAAGGUGCAAUUUCGAUCCCGGAUUCUAAACCCUGACUUACCCUAUCUCUCAAAGAAAGCACUCCGCAAACAAAUACUUGACAAAACCAAAAAAGUAUCUGUCUGUCCUCAUUGCCGUGCUCUUAAUGGGGUUGUUAAAAAAUGUGGUUUGUUAAAAAUCAUGCACGACAAAUAUCGGAACAAAAAAAAGUCUGAUCCUGUUGUCACUGAUAAACUUGCUGAGUAUGCUGAGGCUGUUGAGGGAAAUAAGGAAAUGGAAUCUAUUCUUCCAAAUGCUCUAAUUCACAUAUUGAACCCUCUUGAAGUGCUUAAUCUCUUAGAACAAAUUCCAGAAGAAGAUAUUCCAUUCCUUGUUAUGAAUCCCCAAUGUGGAAGACCACAAGAUUUGAUUUUGACCCGCAUACCUGUUCCUCCAUUGAGCAUUAGACCAUCUGUUGUCUCAGACCUAAAAUCGGGAACGAAUGAAGACGAUCUUACCAUGAAGUUAUCAGAAAUAGUGUUUAUGAACGAUGUAAUAGAAACCAGAGAAAAGAAGCAGGGUGCUACUGUGCAACAGAUUCAUGAUGCAUGGGAAUUCCUACAAUUUUUAUGUGCCUUGUAUAUCAACAGUGAGACAUCUGGCAUCCCUUUAAACUUACAGCCAAAAAAGUCAAGCAGAGGUCUAGUGCAACGUCUCAAGGGAAAACAAGGACGUUUUAGAGGAAACUUGUCAGGAAAGCGAGUGGACUUUUCUAGCAGAACUGUGAUAUCCCCAGAUCCGAAUUUACGAAUCGAACAAGUCGGAGUACCGGUUCUUGUGGCAAAAAUAUUAACUUUUCCAGAAAGAGUUAAUUCAACCAACUUAGAACUAAUGAAAAAAUUGGUGACCAAUGGGCCUAAUGUACAUCCAGGUGCUAACUUCGUUGAGCAAAGUGGAUCUACCUUCAAAAAAUUUUUAAGAUAUGGCAAUCGAGCCAAGAUAGCCCAAGAACUAAGGCCAGGUGAUAUAGUAGAAAGACAUUUGUUGGAUGGCGAUGUUGUACUUUUUAAUAGGCAGCCUAGUUUACACAAGCUUAGUAUAAUGGCUCAUAGAGCUAAAGUUUUGGAGCAUCGCACUUUUAGAUUUAAUGAAUGUGUUUGUACCCCAUACAACGCUGACUUUGAUGGAGACGAGAUGAAUCUACAUCUCCCCCAAACUGAGGAAGCCAAAGCUGAAGCACUCAUUCUGAUGGGCAACAAAUCUAAUUUGGUGACCCCUAGGAAUGGAGAACUAUUGAUUGCUGCAACUCAAGACUUUAUUACAGGCGGUUAUCUUCUGACUCAAAAGGAUGAGUUCUUAGAUCGAGGGCAGGCCACUCAACUAGCUGCAUGUCUUCUAGCUGGGGAUGAUGGAAAUAUGAAUAUUGAGUUGCCUAGACCGGCAAUUUUAAAACCAGCAAUUCUUUGGACUGGCAAACAAAUAUUCAGUCUUCUCCUGAGGCCGAACAAGUUGUGUCCAAUCAAAGCGAACCUUCGUACUAAGGGGAGAGCAUACACAAGCAAUGAAGAGUUGUGUAUCAAUGACUCUUUUGUAAAUAUUCGUAACUCUGAACUUCUGGCUGGAUCUAUGGAUAAGUCAACUUUAGGAUCAGGAGCCAAAAACAACAUAUUUUAUGUUCUACUCCGAGAUUUUGGAGAAGAUAUUGCUGCACUGGCAAUGUGGCGUCUUUCACGUAUGGCAAGUGCUUAUUUAAUGAACAGAGGUUUUUCUAUUGGUAUUGGGGAUGUGACACCAGGACAAGGACUAUUGAGAGCUAAGAUGCAACUUCUGAAUGCAGGGUACACUAAAUGCCAGCAAUAUAUCAAUCAAAUGUCAGAAGGACGUUUGCAAUGCCAGCCUGGUUGUUCAGAAGAAGAAACUUUAGAGGCUGUUAUUCUUAAGGAGCUGUCUGUAAUUCGAGAUCAUGCUGGUAAAGCUUGUCUCAAGGAACUGCCUCGAAGCAACAGCCCUCUGGUCAUGGCACUGAGUGGUUCAAAGGGCUCUUUCAUUAAUAUCUCACAGAUGAUAGCUUGUGUAGGCCAACAGGCUAUCAGUGGACACAGAGUUCCUAAUGGCUUUGAAGACCGUGCUCUUCCUCAUUUCCAUAGACAUUCUAAAACACCUGCUGCAAAAGGAUUUGUUGAAAAUAGUUUCUACUCAGGACUGACCCCGACAGAAUUUUUCUUCCACACAAUGGGUGGUAGGGAAGGUCUUGUGGAUACAGCAGUUAAAACAGCAGAAACUGGAUACAUGCAGAGACGUCUAGUCAAAUCCCUUGAAGAUUUGUGUCUUCAGUAUGAUAUGACAGUUCGCAAUUCUACUGGUGACAUAGUCCAAUUUUGUUUUGGUGGAGAUGGUCUGGAUCCAACUUAUAUGGAGGGAAAAGAUUGUCCUGUUGACUUCUCUAGAGUUUUGGAUCAUGUUUGCUCUAAAUGUCCUCACAGAGAUGAAGAUGCUAUGGAUGCUCCAAGUAUUUUGCAAGCAAGUCAAGAAAUCCUGAAGUCAGAGGAUUUUGAUCAAUGCAGUAAAGAAUUCAAAGACCAGCUGAGGGAGUUUUCGGAAAGUGUGGCAAGAAGAAUUGCAAGGCUUAGACUUAAGUAUGGUAUAUCUGAUGAAGGUAAUGCUAACUUCCCUCCAGUCUUGUUGGAACCAGAGCGCGUGACAAUAAGUCAAUUGGUAGAAUUUUUUCACACAUGUCGUGAAAAGUAUAUGAAAGCAAAAAUAGAACCAGGUACUGCUGUGGGUGCAUUAGCUGCUCAGAGUAUUGGUGAGCCUGGAACCCAAAUGACAUUGAAAACAUUCCAUUUUGCUGGAGUAGCUUCUAUGAAUAUCACCCAGGGUGUCCCCAGAAUAAAGGAGAUUAUAAAUGCAAGUAAAAAUAUAAGCACUCCUAUAAUCACUGCUCACUUGGAAGUAGAUGAUGAUCCAGAAUUUGCUCGGAGAGUUAAAGGAAGGAUUGAAAAAACUACUUUGGGAGAAGUGUCAGCGUUUAUUGAAGAGUGUUAUUUACCUGAUGAAUGUUUCAUUCUCAUAAAACUUGAUAUUGAAAGAAUACGACUUUUGAAAUUGGAAGUGAAUGCUGAAUCUAUCUGUUAUAGCAUUAUGACAUCAAGGUUCAAAUCCAAGCCCAAAAAAGUUUCUGCUGAGUCACCUACCUUAAUAACAGUGCAUCCGAAUGCCAGUAAAACAACAUUAAAUGGUGCAAUGCAAGCCCUCCAUGAAGCACUUCCAAAAGUUGUCAUAAUGGGGUUGCCUACUGUUGCCCGUGCUGUUAUUCACAAUGACGAUUCUGGCGGAAAAACACUUUACAAACUUUUCGUUGAAGGAGAUAAUUUACGUGAAGUAAUGGCUACUCCAGGUGUAAAAGGCAUCCAAACCACGUCCAAUAAUACCUAUGAGGUUUUUACUACUCUUGGUAUUGAGGCUGCAAGAUCCACUAUUAUGUCUGAAAUCAAACUGGUUAUGGAAAACCAUGGUAUGAGUAUAGAUCACCGACAUCCAAUGCUUGUUGCUGAUCUGAUGACCAGUAGAGGAGAGGUGCUUGGUAUUACUCGACAUGGUUUGGCUAAAAUGAAAGAAUCUGUUCUUAAUCUAGCUUCUUUUGAGAAGACAGCUGAUCAUUUAUUUGAUGCUGCAUAUUAUGGACAGAAGGAUGCGAUUACAGGAGUAAGUGAAGCUAUAAUCAUGGGAAUUCCAAUGUCCAUUGGAACAGGACUCUUCAAAAUGCUUCACAAAGCUCAGGAAUCAACCUCUGUGGAGCAAAGAGCUCUGGUAUUUGAUGAUCCCUCACUGCAUCCUGCUGUCAAUACCUCAUCAAGUGAUUGGUUUGAAGAGAGCAAAGGAACAGUAUGAUACAAAACUUUUAGUAUUUAAAGCUGUAUAAGUGAGGGUGUUGUAUAAAAAAAGUCUUUUCUCAAUUUAAAUAA